UGUGCCCCGGUCUGGGAGAAUGGAAGUGGGAACAUGAACCAAAUGUGCCACUGUACGAACGGAGUUACUAAACCAAGGAAUCAGCACUCGCCGUGAAAUCUGAAGGGAGACAGAUAUAACUGAAGUAUUGCCUGGACAACUGGAUUCGCCUGAGGCGCAGACGCUGUUCCCGAUCCCGCAAGUCCCGCACCUUGUCGGUCACCUUUUGAGCUGAGAGGGGAAGGAGAACAGAGCCAAAGAUGGAGCAGCUGUCGGACGAGGAGCUGGACCACGCCGCUGAGGAAGACAGCGACAAGGAGGAUCAGGACCUGGACAAGAUGUUCGGGGCCUGGCUGGGGGAGCUGGACAAGCUCACGCAGAGUUUGGAUGAUGGAAAGUCAGAGAAGCUUCAGAAGGCUCCACUCAGACAGGAGACCAACCUGGCCAACUUCUCCUACAGAUUCUCCAUGUACAACAUCAACGAGGCCCUGAACCAGGGGGAGACGGUGGACCUGGACGCGCUCAUGGCGGACCUGUGCUCCAUCGAGCAGGAGCUGAGCAGCAUCGGCAAGCCUAACAGCGGGCCGUCCCGGCUGGGGGUGGCGGGAGAGGCCAAGGGGCGGCAGAAGGCGGCGGGGGGGCGCAGCGGCAGGCACGGGGGCGGCGGCGGGAGCAGCGGGGGCAGCGCCAGCAGCAGUGCCCGGGCCUCCCCCUCCUCCACGGUGCGGGGGGGCAGCGGCCAUGCCCGCCCGCUGGCCUCCAACUUCUCCCUGGACGACAUCACGGCGCAACUGGAGCAGGCCUCACUGAGCAUGGACGAGGCGGCGCGGCAGAGCCUGCCCUCCUCCGUCCCUGCGUCUUCCUCCUCCUCCUCCUCUUCCUCCUACUCCUCCUCCACGCUGCGGCGGCCCUCGUCCUCCUCGUCCUCCUCGCACCACCGGCGGACGGGCUCGGCGGGCGCCGUCAGCGACCACGAGGUGCGCUCCAUCAGCCGCUCCUCGCGCUCCAGCAUCAACUCCGCCUCCGCCUCCAGCAUGGACUCACUCGACAUUGACAAGGUGCUGCGGGUGCCUGAGCUGGACGGCCUGACGCAGGCCCCCGCCCAGCAGCCGGCGCCUCAGCCCAGCUCUGAGCACUCCUAUCUGGACAGGGAAACCUCCCUCAUUCUGACAAACAUAGCAGGGAAGCCUUCUCACUUGCUGACCAAGGAGGAGCAGGCGGCCAAGCUGAAGGCUGAGAAGAUUCGAGUGGCUCUGGAAAAGAUCAAGGAGGCACAAGUGAAAAAACUGGUGAUCCGUGUGCACAUGUCGGACGAGAGCUCCAAGACCAUGAUGGUGGACGAGCGGCAGACGGUCAGGCAGGUGCUGGACAGCCUCCUGGACAAGUCCCACUGCGGCUACAGCCCCGACUGGUCGCUGGUGGAGACCAUCAGCGAACUGCAGAUGGAGCGAAUCUUUGAGGAUCAUGAGAACCUGGUGGAGAACCUGCUGAACUGGACCCGGGACAGCCAGAACAAACUGAUGUUCAUUGAACGCAUUGAGAAGUACGCCCUGUUCAAGAACCCUCAGAACUACUUGUUGGGGCGGAAGGAGACGUGUGAGAUGGCUGACAGGAACAAAGAAGCCCUCCUGGAGGAGUGUUUCUGUGGCAGCUCGGUGAGCGUGCCGGAGAUGGAGGGUGUCCUCUGGCUGAAGGAGGAUGGCAAAAAGUCAUGGAAGAAGCGCUACUUCCUCCUGCGUGCCUCUGGGAUCUACUUUGUGCCAAAGGGCAAGGCCAAGGCCUCCAGGGACCUGGCAUGCUUCCUACAGCUGGACCAUGUGAACGUAUACUAUGGCCAAGACUACCGCAGCAAGUACAAGGCCCCCACUGACUACUGUCUGGCUCUCAAGCACCCUCAGAUCCAGAAGAAGUCCCAAUAUAUCAAGUACCUGUGCUGUGAUGACGUGAGGACUCUUCACCAAUGGGUCAACGGAAUCCGCAUCGCCAAGUAUGGGAAACAGCUGUACGUGAACUACCAGGAGGCCAUGAAGCGCACAGAGGCAGCCUACGACUGGUCCUCCCUCUCCAGCUCCAGCAUCAAGUCCGGCUCCAGCUCCUCCAGCCUGCCAGAGUCCCAGUCCAACCACUCCACCCAAUCGGACAGCGGCGUGUCGGACACCACCUCCUCGAGCCACGCCCGCUCUCAGAGUGUGGUCAGCUCCAUCUUCUCUGAGGCCUGGAAGAGGGGCACACAGAUGGAGGAGAACACCAGGGUGAGCCCCACCCCAUUGGUUGAGCCUGUCAGAGGACCGUACCCCCCUCAACUACCGCAGCUACCCCAAAUGCCAAUACCCCCCAUGCCCCAGCUGCCCCCUCAACCCCACAGUAGUUACCCCCAUAUUUCCCCACAGGCCACCCAACCCCCUCCACCACCUCCACCCCCGCCUCCCCCUCCUGCUCCCCCCGCCCCAGCCCACCACGCCACCCCCAUCAUGUUCACCAAGUACAGCACCAUCACCCGCCUUCAGAACGCCUCCCAUUCGGCCAAUCAUUUCAAGCCCCCCUCGCUGGUCCAGCAGCAGGUGCCUCCAGCUCCGCCUCCUCAGUCCGUCAAACCCCAGAUCAACGUGCCAACAGGGCCCAACGUCCCACCUCCCCCGCCGCCCCCGCCCCCUCCCCCCAUGCCGGCCCCUGGCUCCGCCAUGGCUGUUCUGAAGCUGGGACCAGCCAGCCCCGGCUUACCUCAGUUCACCCCCCCGCCGCCCCCCCAGGCAUCGCACCCCAAGUCACCCACCCACCUGCAAAACAACGACAUGCCCCCUCCCCCGCCCCCGGUUCAGGCCAAGUACCAGGCCAUCAGCAACAACAGCCUCCAGCAGGUCCUGGCACAGAAGUUUCCCAAUCUGCCACAGGAUGUUACACCUCCCAUCUGUCAAACGGAGUCCCCCCCACCCCCUCCUCCACCGCCACCCCCGCCUCCACCCCCACCGCCAGCCCCAGCUCCUCCUCCACCGCCACCCCAGCUAGCGACAUCCCCGCCCCUUCCAACCCCUCCACCCCCAGCCCCACCUAAAAUGUUCUCUGGGGGCUUCCCCCCACAAACCGCCCGCAAGCCCUCUGGUCCUGGUCUCCCUACAUCCCCAGUCUCUCCCCUCCCACCUCCCGCAACCUCACCCAGUGGCCCUCCUGCUCCGAUGAAAAAACAGCAGAGUUUAACCACGGGCCACACCCACAGUCAGCCCCCUCCGACCUUGCCCAAACAGCACAGCCUCACCUCAAAGGCCCCGCCCAUGUCUGCCCCGAUUUCGCCCACCCCGUCCCUGGUGAAACAGAUAGUCAACCAGUUUCCGGGGGCCAGUCCCCCUGCAGCUGGUGCCUCAGAGAGCCCAAAGACGCCAGGCCCCCAGUCCCCUCCCGUGGUCAAAGCCAAACCCAAGUGGCAGCCAGGGGGACAAACUCAGCAGCAGUUGCCUGAGUUCCCCCCUCCUCCACCCGAGAGCAGCCUCGCCUUCCCUCCCCCUCCACCACCCCCACCACUGCCCCCAGCUCCGACUCCCCCACCACCCCCUCUUCCUCCCACCUCCGUCAAAAUGGGUUCACCGGUGAAGAAGUCCUCCUCGUCCUCAUCUUCAUCCAGCUCUGGCGGGAAGAAGCCCCCGCCAACCCCCCAGAGGAACUCCAGCAUCAAGUCCGGCUCCUCGGCGGAGUACCAGGAGGCCAAGAAGGUGGAGAGCCUGGUGAGCAAGUUUGCCCAGCCGCCCGUCUCCGCCGGAAGCUCGCCCGCCUCAUCCGCUUCCUCCUCCGGGUCGCCCUCCAAGGACCCCUCCAUGGGGCCCCCGGCGCCGCCCAAACCAGGCAAGCUGAACCUCUCCAACCUGCCCCUCGCCCUGCAGGGCAAGGCAGGUCAGCACAGGCAGUCCAGCACCGACUUUCCCUCCCCUCCGCCCGAGUGCGACUACUUCCCCCCUCCCCCGCCCGAUUCGGAGCUGCUGCCCCCGCCCCCGCUCCCCGGCGACCCCCACAGCGGGGCGCCCAAAGUGGCCGUGGUCAACCCCCAGCCCCAGGCCUCCACCACAGCCUCGUCCUGGAGCAAGAGCUCCCUGAAGAAGACCCCGCCCCCAACGCUGCUCCGCCGCAGCACCACCACCCCGGAGCCCCCGCCCCUCUCGCCCCCGCCCCAACAAGUGGCCCCGCCCUCCUUCAGCUCCUCCCCCCUCCCGCCGACCUCCCCCAAGGGGAACCUGUCGGUGCAGCCCAACUUCCUGGAGGACCUGAACAGGACUCUGAAGAGGAAGUCCGUCUCCAGGCACGGCUCCCUCACCUCGUCCCGGAUCUCCGCCAAGCUGGAGCCCGUGGCCACCAUGGACGACAUGGCGCUGCCGCCGCCGCCCCCGGAGCUGCUGCGUGACCCGCAGAAGCAGGGCGGGUAUGCGUCCGGGAACAUCUCAGGCUAUGCAACAUUACGCCGGGGGCCUCCCCCGGCGCCCCCGAAACGGGACCAAAGCACCAAACUGACCAGGGAGUGGUAGUGAGGGGCACCGCGGACCCCCCGCGCUCCGGUACAGAGCCGCAGACUGUGGACGUGUCUGUCUUGUUCUAGAACGUUAUGUCUCUCGUUACGACCCAUGCAGGAACGCACAUGGACACUACUCCUCCUACGUCGAGAUAGCUACCGCUCUGCUCUAUAGAAAGCAAAACCAAACCACCUAUCAGCUUUUCUGUGUGUUUGUGUGCAAUGUAUUAAUUAUAGGCAAUUAUACAAAACAUGACAAGAAGAAUGACUUUUGCUGCAAUGUAUUGGUACUGCAUGGACUCCUGUAUAGACAAAAUGUAACAUGAGAAGCUAUUUGGGGUGUGUAAGGGCUCUGUGAAAAAGAGGAUAUGUUUGAACUCUGGGGUGUGCGGGAGGGGAGGGGAGAUAGUUCUACGUAAUUUGUUUUUUAUAUAUUAUAUAUAUAAAAUUAUUUAAUACGUGAAGAGAUUUUCUUGUUUUACAGUUACGUUUUUUUCAAACCAGGAGAAUCAAGGUUAAGCUGGUCAUGAUCACAAACCUGUAUGUUGAGAGACAGAGGAGGUGUGAGCCAUGUGUAAUUCAGUGAUUCGGUGAUGACAUGCAUUGGUUCUAGAUGUACAAGUCACCCUUUGUACCGCGCUGUACAGCGAAAUUCCUCAAGUCGCCGUGUAUUGUACUGACGCGCAAGGACGUUUCCUCUGUUGCAAAGGAGAGACUUUUUGCACACUGCACCCAAAAAAAAUGGUUGAAAACCUUUGGUGAUCAACUGGAAAAGAGGAACAAGGACAUGAUUCAGAUAAUUUGUUCUUUUGGUUUAUUUUAUUUUUUUUAAUUAAAAAAGUAAUUGAGAAGGGUUGGCAGUUAAUCAAAAAUUGAAAUGGAAUGACAUGCCGCUGAUUGGGUCCGGCCUCAGGAGUCGCUGAGAUGCACCGCGUGGGUUUGACCUGCUCUGUCUCUGCUUACGUUGGUCUCAUUGCUCUCUCUGUACAUACAAACAACCGGUGCUCCUGUCUUUAAUGGCUUCCUUUGGCCCGGGGUGGGAAAACAUGAA
This is a messenger RNA of Megalops cyprinoides (Indo-Pacific tarpon), 5522 nucleotides long. RefSeq names its product ras-associated and pleckstrin homology domains-containing protein 1-like. The record is from RefSeq and is a predicted model, not a curated record. NCBI's taxonomy places the organism in Eukaryota, Metazoa, Chordata, Actinopteri, Elopiformes, Megalopidae. Gene Ontology annotation, cellular component: cytosol; plasma membrane. The transcript is spliced from 17 exons. Bases 240 to 4487 code for a protein of 1415 amino acids. Gene Ontology annotation, biological process: signal transduction.